Molecule: messenger RNA, 3295 nt
Organism: Strongylocentrotus purpuratus (purple sea urchin)
Lineage: Eukaryota; Metazoa; Echinodermata; Echinoidea; Camarodonta; Strongylocentrotidae
Gene: Tlr1.2
Product: toll-like receptor Tlr1.2
Biological process (GO): signal transduction
Molecular function (GO): protein binding
Source: RefSeq, marked provisional
GCCUGCAAAAGGGACAUAGUACCUUUAACUAGGCAGAGGUGUAUAUUGAUUCUUCUCCAAACCAAGUCAGCCGUUAUUGCCAGAUGCUCUGAGUCCGCAGAAGACCAUGUUGGGAAUAUUUUAUUGAUCUUUCUUAAAGUUGAGACAGGAAUAUGGCAUUCAUACGUCAAGCACCUUUUCUACGCUGUCUGCCGUUGGUUUUAUUGUGUAUUCUAACACCGACGCUCAUCCAAACCAUACACCAAGAUGCCAUGCUCACUUCUUCUAUGAAAUGUCAUUACGAUGCCGAGCAGAAGAAAGCUGAUUGCUCUGAUCGUGGGUUGGACUCCAUCCCUCAGAAUCUUCCAGACGAUAUUGAAGAACUAGACCUCAAGUUCAACAAAAUCACUUUCAUCUUGAAUUCUUCUUUCAUGAGAUACCCUUUGAUCCAGGUCUUGGAUUUUUCCUCAAACGACAUCAGAAUGAUAGAAUCUGCAUCUUUUUACCCUCUAAAGGAAUUGAAUCGCUUAGACCUACCCUUCAACCAUAAUCUUGUUUUCCCAGCUACAGACCUAUUCAGGUGGUCUAGAAACCUGUCCAUCCUGAAACUAUACGGUUCGAAUCUGAAACUGCUUCCAAACGACACUCUGAAAUGGAGCCCGUCUGUGGAGUCGAUAUACCUUCGCUUCAACAAACUCACUUUCGUAAACAUGAGCCUUUGUGGCAGAGCAAAGAAAAUUAGCUUGGCUUAUAAUAAAAUCGAGCAUCUCACGGCAGAAUCUUUCAUCAUCGGAUGUCAAAGUGAUUAUAUUGAUCUGACCGGGAAUCCUAUUAAAUCAGUAGACCCGAACGUUAUUGCAUCGUUGCGUGUCCGAUCACUGGUCCUUGGAGAAUACCCGUUAACACUUGAGGUACUGAAGGAUACUUUUAUCGGGAUCUGUCGCUCUGAAAUAGUGGAGCUCACUAUAAAUGGUGCCAAUUUUACAGUCUUGCCACGAGAUUUCUUUAGUCCCUUGCGUAAUUGUUCUCCUCCAGUGCUUAAAUUUACCGGCAAAAAUCUACAAUCUCUCUCUCAAAACGUGUUCUCAAACUUGACAAGACUCGUGGAACUUGAUCUAUCGCACAACGAAAUCCAAGCCCUCUCUCCAUACGUGUUCUCAAACUUGACAAGACUCGUGGAACUUGAUCUAUCGUUCAACGAAAUUCAAUCCCUCUCUCCAUACGUGUUCUCAAACUUGACAAGACUCGUGGAACUUGAUCUAUCGCAAAACAAAAUCAUCACUGUUGAACCGGUAUUCUAUCAAGGCAUGCGGGGGCUAAAAGUUCUGAACUUGAAUUUCAAUCAAAUAAAAUAUAUAAACCCAAAUACUGACGAAUGGACACUGGACUUGAAUGAGUUGUACUUACGCAGCAAUUCUUUGACAGAAAUCUCAGAAUUCGCAUUUUUCGGUUUGCGAAAUCUAACGCUGUUAGAUCUGAGCUUCAACAAAGACCUUAUUGUCCUGAAUAUCACGUCGUCUUCGAAACUGACGGGAAUUCAAACCAUCGCCUUGAACUUUUGCAACUUUUGCGAUAUGGACAUAUUUCAACCGGUAGCCCCGAACUUAACAACCCUUUUCAUGAAUAACAUGAUCGCCGAAAUGAUCAUGAUGGCACCUGGAAUAACCUUCGAAGAUUCACAAGGCCUUGAGAAUUUGGAAAUCCGUAAUUCGGGGCUGUCGAAUUUCAAUAUCUGGGAUGAAAUCCUGAAUACCUCUCUUUUUGACGGUUUGUCAAAUCUUAUUACUUUGGAUCUGAGCCAAAAUUAUUUUGACUUUUACUUUCCAGAUGAUUUUCCAGCUAGGAUCUUCAAACAACUCUCUGCUCUUCAGAACCUUAGUUUAGAAGCCUGUCAUAUUUCAUGCCUUCAUCCAUUAGCUUUUACGGGAUUGGAAUCGCUUCGGGUGCUAAAUUUAAGUGGAAACGUAAUUCAACAACUUAAUUUUGAUAUAUUCAAAAUGUUAGAUCAAGUGACUAUUAUCGAUCUUCAUGACAACCUUUUGGCAUACCUCGAUGAACAACUAUUCUCAAACAAUCCCAGACUGACUACUCUAUUGCUAUCAAACAAUAAAUUAACCCUUCUCAACCAAAAAACAUUUGAACCGAUAGAAUCUUCGCUUCUAUCUUUCGAUUUGUCAUUGAACCCUAUCGACUGUAACUGCGAUCUACGAUGGUUCCGCGAUUGGAUGAGUGGACAUAUUGACGUCAUUGACAAAAACAGAACAGUCUGUUCAUCGGCUUCUUUACAGCCUCUUCGCGAGAAACCUUUGCUUGAUUUUGAUCCCAAUAAACUUUGUGGACUCAAUAUUGUUCUUGUGUUUAUGACUCCUCUCGCCGGAAUUUUCUUGGUUGUCAUCGUCGCAAUUUUUUAUCACAACCGAUUGCAGUUGAAGUACAAACUCUUUCUCUUGAAACUAAUGGUAAUUGGAUAUAAAGAGAUGCGAGACGCCCGGGACCACAACGACUAUGAGUUUGACUUGAAUAUCAUCUUCUACGAAGACGACGAAGAAUGGGUUCGUCAACAACUCCAACCAGCUCUGGAAGAACGGCUUCCACAGUUCCAGAGGAAUGUCUUUGGUGAUCAAGACCUAAUCCUUGGUAUGCACUAUCUUGACGCCGUCGACUACGUGGUGAGCCAUAGUUACAAAACACUCAUUCUACUCAGCAGAGCCGCCGUGCACGAUCGCUGGUUUAUGCUCAAACUCCGCACCGCCAUGGACCAUGUGAGCGACACCCAGACCGAAUUUGUAGUCGUGGUCUUUCUCGAAGACUUCCCUGACGAGGAUAUACCAUUCUUGGCAAGGUUAUAUUUAAGUGACGGCAGACCCUACCAACAUUGGACCGAGGACGUGGGAGGACACGUUUUUUUCUGGAAUGCCCUGGUAAAAAAUCUUACCAUUAAUCUCAGGACCAAUGACUUUAUUCCCAACGAGUAAUAACGGUCUGACUUAUUUUGGGGCUAGUUUGUUCCAUACAUUACUGUCCACAUCUUAUAUUUUUGUAUAUCUGAUUUAUGUAUUAAGCCAAUAGCCCUACUAGAGCUUGGAUCAGACUAAAUAUAAAGUGGCAAACACAUCUGAUGUCAAUUUAUAUUCAGAAAUCCAUAAUAUGUGGUUAUGCAUAAAUCAUGAUACACUAAAUGGCGUAAUACCUUGGUUUUGCUCUUGUGCAGUAUACCGGUUGAUGGAAGAAAUAGCAAAAAAUCGCUCUUCAUGUGACUCUAGACCAGGGAUUCCCAAAGUCCGGACCGCGGGACAUGUUAAUCCGUACCGCCGGG